GGAUUUAUUGAUAUUGAAACACCCAUUUUAGCCCAAAGUUCUCCCGAAGGUGCUAAUUGUUUUGUGGUUCCCUCUAAUUUAACAAAUCGCCACUACACUUUGCCCCAGUCCGCCCAAAUAUUUAAGCAGUUAUUAAUGGUGAGCGGUUUUGAUAAGUAUUACCAAAUCGCUAAAAGUUUCCGGAAUGAGGAUGCUCGUAGUAAUCGGCAAAUCGAGUUUUCCCAAUUAGAGUUGGAAAUGAGUUUUAUUACUUCCCAACAAAUUAAGUUAUUUAUUGAAAAAUUUUUAAAAAGUGUUUUAAAAAAAGUUUUUGGUUAUCAAAUAAAAACUCGCUUUCCUACUUUGACUUACCAACAAUACAAUCAGGAAACUAAAAAAUAUGAGCCUUUUCGCCAUCCUUUCACCACCCCGCAAAAAAAGUAUAUUGAACCUUUAUUAAGUAACAAAAUCAAGCCAGAAAAAAUAAUCUAUGAGGCUUUUGACUUAGUUUGUAAUGGCGAAGAAUUAUUAAGUGGCACCCAAGCAAUUUUACAAAAAUCCAGAAAAAACAUUACUGAACGAGUAAAAAAAGAUAUAAAAAUAAUUCAAGAGCAGAUAAAAAGUUUCAAAUCCGGGGCUAAUUCUUAUCUAACCAGUUUUUAUCAGAAUGAUAAGUCCAAAAUUGAAAAAUUAGAAAAAGAUUUAGAAAACAUUUCUACUUCAAACACUACUCAAUCACCAAAAUCAGGUUUCUUCCGUCCUAGGGUAAUGGUUCCCUUGGCUUUGGCUUUAGUAUUAGUGACUACACUUGCGAUAGUAAAUGCUUUUGUGGUUGAAUUAUUAGAGAAAAAGAAAAAAAUAUUAUUAGGAAAAACUGUGCUCGAUGAGUUUGCUUGUGGUGGUACGGGACUUUACGCCGCUACGGGACCACUUUUUAACCCUUAUAAUUCUUCUGGCAUAGUGGGUGGUUCUUCUUCGGUUCCUUUUGCUUUGGGUCAUGAUACUGGGGAUUCUAUUCGCCGUCCCGCUUCCUAUUGUGGAAUAGUGGGAUUUAAACCUUCUUAUGGUUUACUUUCGCGGGCCGGUGUCAUUCCCAUGGCUUCUUCUUUGGAUACGGUUGGAAUUCUGGCCCGAAAAACACAAAUUAUUAAGUCGGUGUUGGCUAUUAUUUCCCAAAAAGAUCCGCACGACCUCCUAACCGAAGCACGCAGAAAUAACACAUUGUCUUCCAAAAAUAAGAAAGUAGCGGUUGUAAGCGGAAUAGAAAAAUAUUUGCCAACUGAACUAA
Messenger RNA from Scutellospora calospora, 1267 nucleotides. Lineage: Eukaryota; Fungi; Glomeromycota; Glomeromycetes; Diversisporales; Gigasporaceae. The record is from the annotation of a GenBank genome assembly.